ACGUUGAUCUGGAUGCUCUGGAGCGGGUAUCAUCGACGAACAACGAGAAAUAACCGGCCAGAGGGGGGAUAAAGGUAGAUCUAUAAGGACUUGGGGCUGACCUCCACCGUAUUCAUUUCAAGUCCAGCCAUCGUUCGUGGGUGACGAAACAACCCUGCAGAUCUUUUCCGCCUGUUAGACGAACGUCCGAGAUCCUCGUUAACUUCCAAUUUUUUUCUUUCUAAAGGAAAAGAUGAGGAAGAUUGUGUUAAUAGGACUGGUCGUCGCGACGAUCCUUUCUACUACCUUUGCACGUGAUUUGCCUGAUUUUCUACACGUUUGCAAAAGAAAUGAUCCAAAUCUGGGUGACUGCAUCAAGAGCAGUGUGGAGAAUUUCAAACCACACUUACACUCUGGAUUACCAGAAUACAAUAUCCCAUCCUUGGAACCAUUGUUCCUGAAAGAAUUGGUGGCUACUACAGGAGCUAGCAUCAGACUAAAGCUGUCGAACAUUCGUGUCAAUGGUGCCAGCAAUUUUGCUGUGACGAGAUUGAAGGCCAACGUGGACACUCUUCGUUUUGUCAUCGAACUGGAUCUCCCAAGGCUCUCCAUAAACAGCGACUACGAGGUAGAUGGAAAGGUUUUACUGCUUCGAAUCCAAGGAACAGGACUCCUGAAUGGAAACUUCACAAAUUGCAAAGCAUUGGUGAAGAUCCAGGCUGAAAUAACGAAAGGGCAGGACGGUCUGAAUUACGUGACGAUAGUCGACCUGAAAACAAAAAUAUCAGUUGGCAGUGGUGAUCUGAAGUUAAACAAUCUAUUCGGUGGCGAUCCAGUCUUAGGCGAAGCUGUUAAUGGGGCCAUUAAUAGUAAUUUCGAUGCCUUCAUCGACGAAUUGAAACCCGCUCUUGAAAAUGGUAUUUCUGAUACAUUCAUCAAAAUUGCAAAUGGUAUUCUAUCGCAAUUUACAUACGAAGUACUUUUCCCACUUUCUUAAAAAGUUUCUUUCUUUCUAUUGUAAAUUGACAAUCGACAGAGAGUUUUGUAAAAGAUGUUGAUGGAAGUGAAUAUUUUUUAGAGUCUUCAAAAUCUUGCUUUAUAAUAUUUAUCAAAAUGAAGAAGAAAAUAUUUUUGAUUAAAAAAUUUGAUAAAAAAUUAAAAAAUUCAGAACUGUUUAAUUUUUAAGGUAUCUUCUUUAAAGUUUCUAUUCUAUAUUUUGUAUUAUUUGAAAUUCGUAUGUAAUUUUUUAAAUAAAGAAGAUAGGAUGUCAUAGACCAUCAUUGAAAUACUAUUUUCUUAUUGAUAUUGUCUUAUUAUCGUAAUUAUAAUAAUGUAAUUAUAAGGCAAGGGGUUAAAGACCAUUGGAAUCAUAUUGAAAUUUGAAUAUGAUUUGAUAAUUUAUACUUUACUCAUGGAAUAUUUGUUGUAAAUAUAAGCGAUGAACAAAAUUGGAAAAAUUAUUGUAGUAUAUAGUGUAAUUGUUUUAUACGUAUAAUUAAGAAUGUGUCUUAAUUACCGAAUUGAUAUUCAUGAAGUUAUAAUGAAUUUAAAAAUCCAAAAAGAAAUUUUUAUAAAAGAAUUAUGAAAUUUUAAUCUUUUAAUAAAAAUGUUUCCUAUACUAUUAGAUCUCAAUUUUGUUAAUUAUGUUAGAGGAAAUUCUAAUUAGCAAUUAUUUGCUGAGUAAAUGAAUUUUUCUAUUUUUAUUAAAUAUUCGAUUUUCUUUUAAUAUAAAAAUUAAAACUAACUCUUUUGUAACAUAAACUGAUUUGCAAUAAUCUAAUUACUAAUUAACUUAGAAUUACAUUAAUUAUAUUUACCAGAAAUCAUGUAAUGUUACGUGUAACAAGGCAAUAAUCGUGCCAAAUAAAAAGUAUUAAUUGCGAUUG
Molecule: messenger RNA, 1865 nt
Organism: Osmia bicornis bicornis
Lineage: Eukaryota; Metazoa; Arthropoda; Insecta; Hymenoptera; Megachilidae
Gene: Jhbp3
Product: putative beta-carotene-binding protein
Exons: 3
Coding region: 233-976 (247 amino acids)
Source: RefSeq, a predicted model, not a curated record